UUUCAUAAGACACAUCUGUGGUCAUUCUGUGGGCAAGGGGCAGGGUCAUCCACUCGUGCAUUUUACCAGUAAGUCUAUGGUCUAAUGAGUCUUCUCAAAUACAUCCUGUGGAUAGGCCAAGUACCCCCAGUGGUGCUAGUAUCCUUGGUUGGGAACCACUGUCCUAAAACAAUGAUAAAAAUACAUUGGUACAGGUCAAGGUCUGAGAGUACCUCACUUUGAAACAUCUUCAUUCGGAGUGUUUUCCAUUUCGUGCCUACUGAACAUGACCCUGUUUGUGACCUUUAUUGUUGUUUUCUGGGAACCCUUUGAUGUCCCUUAUAUACCCAUGAGUAUAAUAUUUCCACCAGCAUAAUAGUUUUAUAAUGAAGCCAUAAUCCCUGGGCUGUUAGUGUACACACGCAGAGCCAUUUCCCUAUGGACAAAUAGCACCCCACAAGAGAGAACACACUACGUACACACACUCUCCAAGUUGUUGGCGCUGGAAGCUUGUUUGCAUGAGCACAAACAAUAAAAUCCCUGAUCCCAUGAGGUGCGUAGUACACCCUAUCUCCAGGUUGACUCUUCAGAGGGGAGCAGUUGCACACAGACGCUCUCUAGUCCGUAGCGUAUCGUUUGACCCAUGGCGAACUUCACUACUAUGGACGACAACUGCUGCGCCUUCGAAUCUCCCAUUCUGGACCUGGUCCUGCCUCCUAUCCUGGUGCUGGAGUUCAUGUUCGGGCUGAUGGGGAACAUUGUGGCUCUGUGGAUGUUUAUCUUCCACAUGGACACCUGGAAGCCCAACUCUGUUUACCUCACACACCUUGCCGUGGCUGACUCCAUCGUCCUGUUCUGUCUGCCCUUCAGAGCCGACUACUACAGACGUGGCAAACACUGGAUCCAUGGUGAUGUCCUGUGCCGGCUUAUGCUGUUCCUGUUGGCGGCCAACCGUGCCGCUGGUAUCUUCUUCCUUACCGCGGUGGCCGUAGACCGUUACUUGAAGAUCGUUCACCCUAUGAACAAGAUCAACCGGAUGGGCCUGAACUAUGCUCUGUGGGUGUCUCUGGGCCUGUGGGGCCUGAUCAUCGCUGCAACCGGGUACCUGCUGGCCAAUGAACACUUCUUCUACCGCAACAACCGGACUCAGUGCGAGAGCUUCAACAUCUGCAUGGGCUUCAGCCCGCUGUCUACGUGGCACAACACCUUCUACGUAAUCCAGUUCUUCCUGCCAACCACCAUCGUCACCUUCUGCACCGUCUGCAUAACCUGGCAGCUGAAGAGCAAGACGCUUGACACCAGAGGGAAGAUCAAGCGGGCGGUGCAGUUCGUCAUGGCCGUGGCACUCAUCUUCAUCAUUUGCUUCUUCCCUAGUACGGUGUCUCGGAUCGCUGUGUGGAUCCUCAAGGCCUGGUACAACGAAUGCCGGUAUUUCCAAGAGGCCAAUCUGGCAUUCUACACCUCUGUGUGUUUCACCUACUUCAACAGCGUGCUGAACCCCAUCGUAUACUACUUUUCCAGCCCGGCCUUCAACGGGACCUUCCUAAAGCUGUUCAACAGACUGCUAGGGAGGAAAGAGGAGGAACAGUCAGCCUCGCCUGUGAAUGGGACCGGGAUCUGCAGUCCGAACACAGUAUCAGGGAGGAUCUGAAGUGGUAGUUAGUCACUUCUAACCACUGAUCCAGGAUCUGGGCCUGGGCAUGUACUCGCAAAGUGUCUCAGAGUAAGUCUUAUUCAUUGUGGUCUAAAAUACAAAACUGAUCUUAGAUCAGCACUCAUACAUUGAGACCCUUUGUGAAUAUGGACCCAGAAGUAUCUGACUCUGUGUGGUUAUUUCUACUCCUAGUGCAGGGUUCCCCAACUGGUGGCCCACAGGUGAAUUUAUUUGGCCCCCCAAGUUUUCUGAGCAAAACAAAUCUAUAUAGAUAUUUUAUUUUUUGGAGUUAUUGUUGUUGGACAUACAAUAUUGUAAAAACACCAGCAAAAAUAAAUCAAGUGAUUUUAAUUAUGGAUAUCUGUUCCAAAGAAUUCCCACACAUUAAAGACAAAUACAAUAUAUAUGGGAUCAUAUGUAAAUGUAAGCAAGGUUUGAAAUGAUUGUUUUAUUUAUAAUUAUGUUCUGGCCCCCUGACCAUGCUGAAGAAUAAAUCAGCCUGCGGCUCAAUCUAAUUGA
Molecule: messenger RNA, 2152 nt
Organism: Oncorhynchus nerka (sockeye salmon)
Lineage: Eukaryota; Metazoa; Chordata; Actinopteri; Salmoniformes; Salmonidae
Product: hydroxycarboxylic acid receptor 2-like
Exons: 1
Coding region: 623-1630 (335 amino acids)
Biological process (GO): G protein-coupled receptor signaling pathway
Cellular component (GO): membrane
Molecular function (GO): G protein-coupled receptor activity
Source: RefSeq, a predicted model, not a curated record